Sphenostylis stenocarpa is the source of this 918-nucleotide messenger RNA. NCBI's taxonomy places the organism in Eukaryota, Viridiplantae, Streptophyta, Magnoliopsida, Fabales, Fabaceae. The record is from the annotation of a GenBank genome assembly.
AUGGACUAUCGAUGGACCAAUGGGAGGCAGGAAACAGGUGGCCGUGACAGGAGGCAAUCUAAAAGGGAACAGGCAUAUACGGACUCUCUUAUUGAGGAUUUGUCAGAGGAUUUCCGCUUGCCAAUCAACCACAGGCCAACAGAAAAUGUUGAUCUGGACAACGUAGAGCAAGCAUCUCUGGACACACAGUUAACAUCAACUAAUAUUGGCUUUAAGCUUCUCCAAAAGAUGGGAUGGAAAGGAAAGGGUCUUGGGAAGGAUGAACAAGGAAUCACUGAGCCAAUAAAAUCUGGGAUUAGAGAUCCAAGACUUGGAGUUGGUAAGCAAGAAGAAGAUGAUUUCUUUACUGCAGAAGAAAAUAUCCAGAGAAAAAAACUUGAUGUUGAGUUGGAGGAGACAGAAGAACAUGUGAAGAAGCGGGAGGUGUUAGCUGAACGUGAGCAAAAAAUUCAAACUGAAGUGAACGAAAUCCGGAAGGUGUUUUAUUGUGAUCUCUGCAACAAGCAAUACAAAUUGGCUAUGGAGUUUGAAGCACACUUGAGCUCUUAUGAUCACAAUCACAGAAAGCGAUUCAAACAAAUGAAGGAAAUGCAUGGUAGUAGUAGUAGAGAUGAUAGGCAAAAGAGAGAACAACAGCGUCAGGAGAGAGAAAUGGCAAAGUUUGCUCAAAUUGCUGAUGCUCAAAAGCAGCAGCGGCUUCAACUGCAACAAGAGUCUGGAUCAGGAACAGUGUCCUCUGAGUCUAGAACUGCUACUGCCCUUACAGAUCAGGAGCAGCGAAAUACUUUGAAGUUUGGGUUUUCGACUAAAGGCAGUGCUUCCAAGCAGAUAACAUUUGGUGCCAAGAAACAAAAUGUUGCAAAGAAGCAAAAUGUUCCCAUCUCGUCUAUAUUUAAUAAUGAUAGUGAUGAAGAAUAA